This is a messenger RNA of Plutella xylostella (diamondback moth), 1470 nucleotides long. Its product is annotated as guanylate cyclase 32E. Gene Ontology annotation, molecular function: peptide receptor activity; ATP binding; protein kinase activity. The record is from RefSeq and is a predicted model, not a curated record. Gene Ontology annotation, cellular component: plasma membrane. NCBI's taxonomy places the organism in Eukaryota, Metazoa, Arthropoda, Insecta, Lepidoptera, Plutellidae. Gene Ontology annotation, biological process: protein phosphorylation; intracellular signal transduction; receptor guanylyl cyclase signaling pathway.
AUGCCUACUCGAAGAUUUGACCCCGUUAAGGUUUUGAUUCCCGGCGGGUGCGCAGACGCAGAGGACGCCCUCCGCGCGGAGCGUCGCCUGCUGUGGCGAGCGCCGGAGCUGCUGCGGGACCCCGCGGCCCCCGCGCGCGGGACGCAGAAGGGGGACGUCUACUCGUUCGGCAUCAUCCUGUACGAGAUCCUGGGGAGGGACGGGCCGUGGGGCCGGACUCAUCUCACUAAUGCUGAGAUCAUCGGUCGAGUGCGUCAGCCAAUAGGAGGCGUGCUGUUCCGGCCACCACUGAGCGGAUUGGCUGCUCGUCCAUCGGUGCUGGCAGUUCUGAACGCGUGCUGGAGCGAGCGCCCAGACCGAAGGCCUGACUUGAGACUUGUAAGGCUCCGGUUGAAGGAUAUGCAUGCAGGAAUGAAGACGAACAUAUUCGACAACAUGCUCGCCAUGAUGGAAAAAUACGCUUCCAACCUGGAGGAGGUGGUGGCGCAGCGCACGGAACAGCUGGUGCAGGAGAAGCGCCGCACCGACGACCUGCUGCACCGCAUGCUGCCCAGGUGUCGCACGGAACAGCUGGUGCAGGAGAAGCGCCGCACCGACGACCUGCUGCACCGCAUGCUGCCCAGGUCAGUGGCCGAGGCUCUGAAGCGAGGAGAGCGCGUGCAGGCUGAAAGCUUCAGCUGCGUCACCGUGUACUUCAGUGACAUCGUCGGCUUCACCAAGAUGGCCGCCACUCACACGCCUAUGGAGAUAGUGGAUAUUCUGAACGACCUGUACACAUGCCUGGACGCCAUUAUUUCUUCCUACAAUGUGUAUAAGGUGGAGACAAUAGGCGACGCGUACAUGGUGGUGGGCGGGGUGGGCGAGCGCUGCGCGCGGCACGCGGCCGAGGUGGGCUCCCUCGCGCUGCACGUGCUGCAAGCCGUGCCCGGGCUGCGCAUGCGGGUGGCGCUGGCCGAGCCGCCGAGGAUACGCAUCGGCAUCCACAGCGGCAGCUGCGCAGCCGGCGUGGUGGGAAUCAAGAUGCCGCGCUACUGCCUGUUCGGGGACACGGUGAACACGGCGGCCCGCAUGGAGUCCACGGGAGAGCCUCAGCGGAUACACGUCAGUGACGACACGUACCGGCUGUUGAAGGCCCAUGGCGGGUACCAUUUUAAGGAGAGGGGGAUUAUUAAUAUUAAGGGUAAAGGCGAGAUGCGUACAUGGUGGCUGGUCAGCGAGGACCAUGAGCGUAGGACCAGCGCGAUGAACCCGUACGAGACGACCCCGGGCUCACUAGAGGAGGCGGGCAGCGAGGAACCGCUAUGGCGCUCACGCUCCACUCUCAACAUACGUGACCGCGCGCGCCUGUCCUGCGGCGGCGCCUUCGGACCAGGCUCCGCGCUGUCAUCGCCCGGGCCGCCGGCCUGCGCAUGCUUCGUCCCCCCCCGCGACCACCACUCCGCCCCCGUGGUCUCCUUCUGUGACGACUGA